Messenger RNA from Acanthaster planci (crown-of-thorns starfish), 2626 nucleotides. It is a transcript of the gene nelfb, whose product is annotated as negative elongation factor complex member B. Gene Ontology annotation, cellular component: nucleus; NELF complex. Gene Ontology annotation, biological process: negative regulation of transcription elongation by RNA polymerase II. The record is from RefSeq and is a predicted model, not a curated record. Lineage: Eukaryota; Metazoa; Echinodermata; Asteroidea; Valvatida; Acanthasteridae.
CAGUAACAAAUCGGCCCAUGGCGGCCAUCUUCGAAGUGUAACAACGCGAAGUUGAUUGCUGUGGGAAAAAUCGGGUUCAACUCCGGCUACAGGCAUCAAACGACUGCACAAAAUUACUGGUUAAUUUGUCAAGGUACAAGGAGUAUUUUGGAUAGCAGUUGAAGUGUAUGUCACAGUUAAGAUGUCUGGGUUUGAGGAGAUUGGCAUUGCUGGGCCAGACCAUCUUCGUGAGGCUUUGACUAAUUGCACCGAUCCCCAACAAGCCAUUGAAGACUUCCAGGCUGAGAAUGGGAUUCUCUUGCCCACCCUCCAACCUGCUCUGCCCUUGCUGGACCUCCAUGGCAUCCGCCGCUUUGAAUUCCACCGCUCCAUCAUGGAAGAACUCCGGCAACAGCUCAUCGAGAAAUGCAGGCAGCUCUCGGAAGUCGGAAACAAGAAGUCCUUCAAGACCAUUGAGGAGCUGCUGUCCAAGUGCUUCCCUCUCAUCAGAGUGAAAUCGGUACAGCCAGUCGUCAUGGAGAUCAUGAAGCUCCUUCCAAAGGUUCCCCCCAAGUACCUGAUGGCUGUCGUAGACGAUCGAGAACUGUACAAAGCGGCUUCGACUGAAGUAAAACGGCAGAUAUGGGAGCAGAACCCAUCACUCUUCGGCAGCGAAGUGUCUCCACUACUGUCAGACUACAUCAAAAGCAAAGAGGCUGUCCUGUUUGGUAAUGAGACCAUCAACUCGCACAUGUUCUUCUCGGUGACGCCCAAGACACGACGCCAGGGCGAAGUGGUCCAGAAACUCGCUCACAUGGUCGGCAAGAGCGUCAGGUUGUAUGACAUGGUGCUGCAGUUUCUGAGGACGUUAUUUCUGAGGAGUAGGAUAAUGCACUACUGCACGCUGCGGGCCGAGCUCCUCAUGGUUCUACAUGACAUGGAAGUGCACGAGAUUUGCACAGAGGACCCGUGCCAUAAAUUCACCUGGUGUUUGGACGCCUGUGUGCGUGAGAAGUUUGUGGAUGAGAAACGUGCCCGGGAGCUCCAAGGCUUUCUUGAUGGUGUCAGGAGAGGGCAGGAACAAGUCUUAGGUGACCUUUCGAUGAUCCUGUGUGACCCGUUUUCCAUUCACACCUUAGCCAGCAGUGGCAUCAAGGUCUUACAACAACUCUUGAACACAGAGAAGUUACCAAGGGAAAGCGCUGUCUUGUUGCUGCUUCUGAGAAUGUUAGCCCUGGGACUUGGUGCCUGGGAUAUGAUUGAUAAACAGCUGUUCCGUGAACCCAAAAUGGAAAACGACCUGGUUGUGAGAUUCCUUCCGAGUCUUGUGUCCCUCCUUGCCGAUGACUAUACCCGCCACAUCAACAAGCGAAUCCACGAGACCGAGGAUGAUCCCAAACUCCAAGACAUUCCCAACCAGCUCCUCAGAUCUGCCCGCAAGGACCGCAUUGCAGCCACACUGCUCCUUUACUACGUCUUAAACAUCACUCGGCAGAGGAACAAGGAAGCCCUGUCCCGCAUCCUGCCCAAGAUGACCAAGAUGGAGGGCAACAUGUCUUAUGAGGACAUCUUCCUGCAUCCUUUCACAUCGCAGCUGGCUCUGAUGAGCGAGGACUUUGCCUCCGAGACAUUUUGCAACCUCAUCUUUGAUGACUUCCUCCUUGCCUCCAGCAUUCAGGAGAACAUUUUGAGACAUUCGCUGCGACUGAUGGAGUAUGUCUUCCACCGGAUACCGUCACAGAGAACAAUGGAGUUGAUGGACAAGUUGGAACCGAAGACAGAGCAUGGCCAAGAAGUACGUGACUUGUACGGAAAUGUGUUGAAGAAGAUUGAAGCACACACACCUAGCCCAGCCACAGCACCUGAACCCCUGGACUCACCCUUGAUGAGUGUGCCAACACCAGCACCUCUCUGACCUAAUAAACUCCGCCCCCUCAGCUAGGUAAACACCUUGACUAUCCCCUACCAAGGGGUUCAUAGUGCAGUCUCUAAUUGAAGCUUUUUGGCUUUGUGGAUAGCAAAACUGCUGAUUUGUGUACCGUGGUAUUUUUUUUUCAGUUUAUAUUUAAGGAAACUGCCCUACAUUGGCCCAAUGUUGUUUCACUUUGAUCAGUUUGUAGGAUCCCACAUUUGACAGCCAAGUUACCAAAUUCAUGCAUGUGUGGCGGACUUAGUCCAUUUUUUAUUUUGAAAAAUCCAUGAACUGUGUUGCUUUACUGGCAAUAGAAAUCAAUGUGGUUCUGCCCUUCAGAGCUGUCUUCAAAUUCAUUUAUCUGCAAUGUCCUCACUAAAAUGAUCAAUGUUAUGUUAGUUAUGGGAGUUGAGAGAUGUCAGGUACUUUUCACAUGUGGAGGUGGGUGUGUAAGGAAGAGGGACGUAUUCAUCAUUACAUUAAAUGUGCAUACAUGUAGUGUCUGAAAACUGAAUUUCUGGAUAUGGGAAUGAAUUCUUUGCGCAGCAUGGCUGCGUCCGAGUUAAAAUCUUGGUCCAAGCUGUACAGAAAUUUGUUAAUAAAAUAUGUAUAAAUGUACAUGCAAAAGUAGCAAUUCUCGGGCCAAUAAGCCAUUUGAGAGUUCAAUUUGAAUAAAAUCUGGUACACUGAGUUAUCUGAUUGCACAUAAACAUAACAAUUUGAGUUCCCCAGACU